AUGGGUGCUGUGUCCUCCCUGGGCCGCUCCCUCUUUCCAUUCCGCCUGGUGAUGCUCCUCCCUGGCCUCUCCUGCCUCUUUCCGGACUUCGUUUUUCUUCCAGAGAGGGGCUUCUCCUCCUACGAAGUGAUCAUCCCCAGGCAAUUGGGACCCCGCAGUGGGGACCCCAAGGUGGCCGGGCAGGUGUCCUACCUCCUGCGUGUGGACGGCAAAAAGCACGUCGUUCAGUUGCAGGUCAAGAAGCUUCUGUUGUCUAGACACCUGCGGGUUUUCUCCUUCACAGAGCGGGGAGCCAGACUGGAGGACCAACCCCACAUCCCCGAAGAUUGCAACUAUGGCGGUUAUGUGGAGGGUUCCCCGGACUCCCAGGCUACCUUAAGCACCUGCUUUGGGGGGCUUCGAGGGAUACUGAACAUGAAUGGAAACUUUUACCAGGUGGAGCCCCUGAAAGCCUCCACCACGUUUGAACACAUAUUAUAUCGCCUGAGAGAGGAGGGGUUCACAAACCAGACCUGUGGUCUAACUGACAAAGGAAUAGCCGGUCAGUUAGCCCAGAGCCAGAGCCUGGAGGUUCUUGGCAAGACAGAUUUUUCUCACUCCUACAUACACCUAAAGUAUAUAGAGUUGAUGCUUGUGAUGGACCACAAUAGGUAUUUGACUAGAGGCUCCAAUAUGACCCAGAUAAUUUCUGACUGCCUUACCUUGUCAGGAAUAGCAGACACAAACUUUAAAACCCUGAAUGCUCACAUUCGUCUGACAGCCAUUGAUGUAUGGACAGAUGAAAAUAAAAUAGAUGAAAAUGGGGACAAAUUAAUACAAGUUUUACAAUUAUUUUCUUUCUAUAAAAAACAUGUUCUUUAUCCUCGGAUCUCCAUGGAUUGGGCUCAUUUAUUUGUUGGCAAACACUUUGGGGAUGCUGCGGGAUGGGCUUGGGUCUCUGGUGCUUGUCAUUCAUUUACAGCAUCUUCAGUAAGCAGCCUACCCCGGGAAGUCAACCUUGACUAUGCUUUGGCAUUUGUUCAUGAAAUGGGUCAUGGCUUUGGCAUGGCCCACGAUUCAGAGUUCUGUACUUGUGGGGCAAAAAGGUGCCUCAUGGAUGCUUCCUUGGGAGGCAGGACUUUCAGUAAUUGUAGCUUUGACAGUUAUUUUAAUUUUGUCACCAAGAAAGGAAAAUGUCUGUAUAACAUCCCAGACAUGGUGUACAGGAUAGAGAGGUGUGGCAACAAGGUGGUGGAGCAGGGAGAGGAUUGUGACUGUGGCUCCGAAGCAGAAUGUCGACAUGAUAAAUGUUGUUUGCCAACUUGCAAAUUUAAACAAAGGGCCCAGUGUAACUCUGGACUUUGCUGUAAACGCUGCCAUUUUCGUCCAUCUGGAAAAGUAUGUAGACCGAAGAGGACUGAGUGUGAUCUUGAUGAGUUCUGUAAUGGGACCACCAAUCUCUGCCCAGAUGACUUCUAUAAACAAGAUGGCACCCCGUGUGGUAAUAACGAGACAGGCCUUUGUUACCACAAUCAAUGCCAUUCUCAUCUCCAGCAGUGCAGAAGACUUUUUGGCCAUGGCGCCCAGAAUGGCCCAGCUUGCUGCUAUGCACAAAUCAACCGAGGUGACCGCUUUGGCAAUUGUGGACUCAAGGACAUUAAAUAUAAGCGAUGUAAACCUCAGGACAUAAUGUGUGGAAGAGUGCAGUGUGUUAAUAUAAGGGACAUCCCUUCUAUGCCUGAUCACACUGCAAUUGUUCAGACUCAUCUAGGGAAUGUUGUAUGCUGGGGAACAGACUAUCACGCUGCAAUGGCGACCAUUAAUUUAUCCGAUGUGGGGGAGGUCAAAGAUGGCACCCCUUGUGGCAAGGGGCUCAUCUGUAUUAACAAGUCUUGCCAGAGUAGCUCACUUCUCAAUUAUGACUGUGUCCCACAGAAGUGCAGCCAUCGAGGAGUGUGUAAUAACCGGAGAAACUGCCAUUGUGACUCUGGAUGGGCCCCUCCAUUCUGCAUAGAGCCUGGAGAUGGAGGAAGCGUUGACAGUGGACCUCCCUCCAAAUGGGACGGGAGUAAGAGUUUAUUCAGGCACCUGAAGGGGAAUCGUUUCACUUUCCCUGCCUCUUUUGUGGCACUGUAUUAA
Molecule: messenger RNA, 2118 nt
Organism: Vombatus ursinus (common wombat)
Lineage: Eukaryota; Metazoa; Chordata; Mammalia; Diprotodontia; Vombatidae
Product: disintegrin and metalloproteinase domain-containing protein 30-like
Exons: 2
Coding region: 1-2118 (705 amino acids)
Biological process (GO): proteolysis; male gonad development
Cellular component (GO): external side of plasma membrane; sperm head plasma membrane; plasma membrane
Molecular function (GO): metalloendopeptidase activity
Source: RefSeq, a predicted model, not a curated record